UUCAAAUUUGUAUGCCUAUUGCUGUCAUGAUUUCGGUUGUGUCAUCAAAAUCCUUUUCAGUCCGUCUUCAAAACGGGAAGACCUAUCGUUCGGGCAUGGUGCAGCAACUGGUGGGAAAUGACUGGAAAUUCUUAUGUGGAGAUGCGUGCUGGACAAACAAAACUGCUAAUGUCACCUGUAACGAGCUAGGGUUCCAGGAGGGAAUAAGACCAAAUGUAAAUACAAUCAUGAAUGGUAAUCACACUCCUGCAAAAUACCAAUGUAAAGGUGACGAAAAACAUCUAAGAGAGUGUCAAUUCAUCAGCGAAUGUUUUCAAUGUCAACACGUGGCUGAAGUCGAAUGUCUAGGUGACGUACGUCUGAAUGAUAUUACCACCGACAAACACAGAGUUGAAACUUUACGGAAAAAUGCGGACGGUAAAUUUACAUGGGGAAGUCUUUGUAGUACAUGUUGGACGGGUAACAACACACAUGUAGUAUGUAAACAGUUUGGAUUCGGGUCUGGAACAACAGUUGAUGCUGGCUUGUCGAAUGGAACUAGAUGGAUGCAUGUCCAGUUUAAGUGCAUUGGCAACGAAAAACAUCUCUCUAAUUGCCAUACCCUCAAGGAGCACUGUGUUAACUGUAAACACGAUGCUGGAGUAAUGUGCUCUCAUAACGAACAAAGUUAUGACGAAAAAUGUGACAACAGUAGAAGUUGUAAGAAUGGGUUAGCUUGCCAGAAUUAUACAUGCAAAUGCAAAAACGAAUCCAGAUCAUUCUGGAAUGAUGACGAUUUGAAAUGCACUAGAAAACUGAAUUUCAACGAGACAUGUACGGGCAAGACAAGAUGUAUCCAUGGUCUGGUCUGCAAACAUACAGAAAGAAAUGUCUGUAGAUGUGAGGAUGAACUUCAGACUUUUUGGAACGUCGAGGAAAACAUGUGCACCCGAAGGUCAGGUCUCGACGAAGAGUGUAUAUUAAGCAUGAACAAUAGCUGCAAGGACACUUUGGUAUGCGCAGAAGGUGAAUUGGGUGUCGUGUGUCGAUACCAGAACGUUUCGAUGCCCACGACUGAGGACGGCAGAAAAAAAAGUAAUUUCAACGAGACAUGUACAGACAAUGCAAGCUGUGUCAAUGGUUUGGUCUGCAAAGAACAAGGCAUCUGUAAAUGUGAGAAUGAAUUAAUGACUUUUUGGAACGCAGAGGAUAAGAUGUGCACCCAAAGAUCAGGUCUCGGCGAAAGGUGCACACUAAAGAUGUACGAUAGCUGUAGAGAAUCUUUAGUCUGUUCAGAAGAUGCGUCGGGUGCCGUGUGUCGACACCAGAACGUGUCGGUAACGACAACUGGGGGCGGUAGAAAAAGUCCACCGCUUUGGCCGAUUUACGUCGGAGUGACCGCUGCUGUACUGAUGGUUUUACUGAUAAUAACAGCUUGUUGUUAUAAAAGAAAAAGGGGAAAUAAUCCAAAGAUUGGACAAAAACAAUCUUACAACAAACAGCAACAAAUCAGACUGAAUGAUUGUUAUAUCGAGGCCAUACUCGAUUGCGAUGUCAGUGUGAAUGGAAACCAAGACAACCAAUUGGAUGACACAAGGCGUUUGACCAAUGACAGAGAAGUGAUGUACAGUCUUGCGCAAUCUACUGCCAGUGCUCCUACGACUGAAUCAGUAACAAAAACGACCGAGACUGAUCACUAUGGUUACGGUAUACUUGGCGGGAAACGCACGGAAAAUGAUGAUGAGGGCAUGUACAGUCAUGCCAAACAAUGGUGUAACACAGGAGAAUAUGACACAUUUGUCCGCAAUGAAAGAGACACAGAUGUAAAUGAUAUAUAUGAUCGCACUCGAGAUUUUAUACAAGAAGGUCAAUAUGAUGAAUUUCAGAGAAAGAAAUAAUGUAAAAAACUUCAAUGGAAUCUACUGAAUAAAGGAUGUAUUAGACGAUGUACAUAUUCCUGACGACUAUUUCAUAAAACAUUAUAUCACCAUUUACGUGUUUAGUAAAAGAAUUUUUCUGUUUAGUAUCACAAUUUUUCUGUUUUAUAUCAUCAAUUUUGUAUUUUGUAUAUCAUUUUUUGUAUUUAGUAUCACCAUAUUUGUA
Molecule: messenger RNA, 2082 nt
Organism: Ylistrum balloti
Lineage: Eukaryota; Metazoa; Mollusca; Bivalvia; Pectinida; Pectinidae
Product: scavenger receptor cysteine-rich type 1 protein M160-like
Exons: 12
Coding region: 12-1877 (621 amino acids)
Biological process (GO): peptidyl-lysine oxidation
Cellular component (GO): membrane
Molecular function (GO): protein-lysine 6-oxidase activity
Source: RefSeq, a predicted model, not a curated record